ACAUAUAUUGUUUCUUGUUUUAGAAACUUUGGGCUCUUUGCGAUUUGACUUCGGGACUCUUGUUGACGAAGGCAACCAAUUACGAUUUAAAAGAUUCUCCAUCCGAAACGCGUAUUCCGACCAUGUAUUUUUAUCCCCAAAGCGAUUUCAUCAACACGCGCGUUUUCCUUCCGCCCGAUCUACAAUAUCAACCAAACAAGAAAAUGGCCAUCUCCUUCUCUAUGGUCGGUCAAGAUAGGCCAGCAAAGAGGACGAAGAAUAAGCCAAAGCAGGACCAGUGCAGUCCUUUGGGAACUGAUGUAAAGCUUUAUGCUGGAGGAAUUGAUGCCCAGCCAUCGGAGGCCUCCGAAACAAAAAUACAGCUACCCGUUUUGGAUGACGUCGAACCACCAGCGAAGAGAUUGCGUGAAAAAAUUGACUUAGAGAAAUGAUCAACUUAACAUUUGAACACCCUUUGUUUUCUUUUUAAACAGUGUGGCGUUUGUAUAAAGAAAAGUCGUCGCGAGCACUUUUGGAACAAUGUGAAAGUUGAUAGGCAAAAAAAGCAUGUAUUAAUUUUUUUGUACAUAUGGUUAUAUACUAACUUUUUUAACAAUAACGAACGAAAAAUAAAUUUCAUCUCUUCAGUG
Molecule: messenger RNA, 629 nt
Organism: Photinus pyralis (common eastern firefly)
Lineage: Eukaryota; Metazoa; Arthropoda; Insecta; Coleoptera; Lampyridae
Exons: 3
Coding region: 123-431 (102 amino acids)
Source: RefSeq, a predicted model, not a curated record